Messenger RNA from Prunus armeniaca (apricot), 162 nucleotides. NCBI's taxonomy places the organism in Eukaryota, Viridiplantae, Streptophyta, Magnoliopsida, Rosales, Rosaceae. The record is from the annotation of a GenBank genome assembly.
AUGAGGUACCCCGAAAGAUAUCUCGUAGUCCAAGAAGGAUCUCACCGCCAUAUAAAUUUGCUUGUAUUUGCCUAUGUCCUUUCAUCUUUAUUAUCUUUGAGGAGAAGAAGCAGUAGCAACAGCAAGAGCAGCAGCAGCAGUUCACCUCCUCAUAAGCCAUAG